CAAACUGAAACACAGGAGCCCACAAGGAGACACCGCUGUGUGAUCUGAACAUCAUCACCAUGAGCACAGAAAAGUCAGGCGACCCUGCAGACAUGACCAAGGCAGGAGAGGUGAAGGCUGGGGAGGAACGUCCCAAGUGGGACAAUAAGAUCCAGUACCUGCUCACUUGUAUUGGAUUUGCUGUGGGGCUGGGCAACGUCUGGAGGUUUCCGUACCUGUGCCAAGUCUACGGAGGAGGCGCUUUCCUGAUCCCUUACCUGAUCGCGCUGGUCUUCGAAGGACUUCCCCUUCUCCACCUGGAGCUGGCCAUAGGACAGCGGCUCCGCACGGGGAGCAUUGGGGUCUGGUACUCUAUCUCCCCCUACCUCGGAGGCGUGGGCAUGGCUUCUAUGAUAGUGUCUUUCUUGGUGGGUCUGUUCUACAACACCAUUCUGGCCUGGGUCCUGUGGUACUUCUUCAACUCCUUUCAAGACCCACUUCCAUGGAGGGAUUGUCCUGUCCUAAGCAACCACACAGCAUAUGUGAAGGAAUGCGAGAUGAGCACACCGGUGAACUACUUCUGGUACCGGGAGACACUGAACAUCACCCCCGACAUCGAGACCAGCGGCUCUCUGCAGUGGUGGCUUGUGAUAUGUAUGGCUACAGCCUGGGGUAUCGUCUACAUUUGCUUCAUUCGCGGUAUUGAGACUAUAGGCAAGGCGGUGUACAUCACGGCCACCUUCCCCUACCUCGUGCUCACCAUCUUCCUCAUCAGGGCACUGACUCUGCCGGGGGCCACUGCUGGCCUGCAGUACCUCUUCACGCCCCAGUGGGAAAUCCUGAAGAACCCCAAAGUUUGGCUGGAUGCAGCCACACAGAUAUUCUUCUCCCUCUCCUUGGCUUUCGGGGGGCUCAUCGCCUUCUCCAGCUACAACCCUCAGAAAAACAACUGUGAACGAGAUGCUCUGAUCGUGGGCUGUGUAAAUAGUGCCACCUCCAUCUAUGCUUCAAUUCCCAUAUUUGCAAUUCUUGGUUUUAAGGCCAAGAGUAACUUUGAGGAUUGCCUCAAUGGGAACAUUCUGUCCCUGACGAAUGCGUUUAACAUUGGAGAUCAGAACAUAACUCUGGAGAACUAUGACAGCUGGCUUGCCCACCUGAAUGAAUCACAUCCCGUUCAAGUGGCCGACCUGCACCUGAAAGUCUGCAAUCUUCAAACUUUUCUUGACCAGAGUGCCUCAGGCACUGGCUUGGCCUUCAUAGUCUUCACUGAGGCAGUGAUCAAGAUGCCGGGCUCCCAGGUGUGGGCUGUGCUCUUCUUCAUCAUGCUCUUCAGCCUGGGUCUGUCCUCCAUGUUUGGGAACCUGGAAGGUGUCCUCACACCCCUUCUGGACAUGAAAAUGGUGCCCAGAUGCAUCCCUAAGGAGAUCUUUACAGGGAUGAUGUGUAUGGUCUCAUUUGUUUUGGCCCUAAUAUUUACAAUGGGCUCAGGAAACUAUUGGCUAGAGAUUUUCAAUGGCUACGUUGGUUCCUUGCCUUUGCUCAUCAUUGCCUUCUUUGAGAUCACCGCAGUGGUGUACAUCUAUGGAAUGAACAAGUUCAGCGAAGACAUCGAGUACAUGACGGGUCGAAGGCCUAACCUUUACUGGCAGGCCAACUGGAGGGUUAUCAGCCCUCUCAUGCUGCUGGUGGUCUUUGUGGCAUACGUGGUGGUCCAGGCCGAGCAACAGCCGACUUACGCCGCCUGGAACCCAAACUAUGUGGACUUCCCGCUUGAGCAGGUGCUCCCGUAUCCCAAAUGGGUGUUUGCCAUCUGCGUCCUGCUGGCCAGCAUGCCAUGUCUCCCCAUCCCUCUGGUGGCGCUCUACAAGUUCAUCCUCUUCCUGAAGAAGUGGCUGAUGGGCCGGCUGCACAGUAACCCCUAUGACAAUGAAGGAUACAGCCCAGAUACACAGAUUUCUGUAGUCAAAAUGGAAAUAUAAUACGAUCUUAAUUCCAGGGAAGAUGACUACUGGGACACAAGCUCAAUGAUAUUUUUCUUUCCCUUUCAUCUGUGUGCUAAGAAGAUUGAAAGCCCAGAAUGUCUGAUUACACAAGGAUGAGUAUUCCAUCUAUGAUUAGACGUUUGCACGUUUGAUGUUCAUCAGGAAAACAAUUGUAUUUCCUUAAGAUAAUACUGACUGGUCGUCUGUGGUAAGCAUUAGCCACAAAAUAUCACCUUUUUCGGGUUCUCUGUAAGAGGUAGACGCGCUUGAAUGGAUUUUCGCAGAUCUUUCACAGAUCUUUGGCUUCGUCUUCUCUCAGCGGCUGCUCAUUCUGUGAUGGAUUCUGUGAUGACAGCGAUGAUGGUGCAGGGUACAGAAUAAACAGUUUAGAGUAAGAAAUCAGCCCAGCAAGGUGUUGUGAAGCUGAGGAUCUUCGCAUCGUAUGGGAAUAACGAUAUGAUGGAUUAUUUGGUGAAGUUUGAUAAAAUCAUUGUUUUUGCAAACAGGUCGGUGUCCGUCUGUUUACACAGAGGUGACAUAGUUCAGAUUUGUGAUUGGCGAUACCUAUAGAGGACCCCUGAGUGAUGUUACAUAAUAAAAACUUGAAAUUGAACAAC
Molecule: messenger RNA, 2578 nt
Organism: Paramormyrops kingsleyae
Lineage: Eukaryota; Metazoa; Chordata; Actinopteri; Osteoglossiformes; Mormyridae
Product: sodium-dependent neutral amino acid transporter B(0)AT3-like
Biological process (GO): amino acid transport; nitrogen compound transport; sodium ion transmembrane transport
Cellular component (GO): plasma membrane
Source: RefSeq, a predicted model, not a curated record